Mycena citricolor is the source of this 4947-nucleotide messenger RNA. The record is from the annotation of a GenBank genome assembly. Lineage: Eukaryota; Fungi; Basidiomycota; Agaricomycetes; Agaricales; Mycenaceae.
AUCGCUUGGGCCUGCUCUGUCCUUCCACUGGACUUCGUCUCCUUCUCUUCCUGUGGAACGACAUGACUCCUGAGAUUGACCUCGUCAUAGCCUUCCGCGCCACGCGGAAGACCAGCCUCGUGAAGAGACAAGCGCAGGCAGACGCACGCAAAGCCGAGGAACAGUACACGCGCCUCAUCAAGACUCUGACUGAGGCGGGGUUACGCGCGGUGGGGCGGCGGGGGGAGUCCCUGGGCCAUCUACUUGUGUUUGUGUCCUGUCCCAAGUCGCUGCUGCAGACACUGGUGCGGCGCGAAAGGCAGUCCGACUUUCUGCAUGGACUACCCGCGACCUCCCUGACGAAAGGAGAAGGAGGUCUUGACGAGGACGAGGACGAGGAUGGGCGACGGCUUUCGCCAGCAGAACGCAUCCGCCUGGUCCAUGCGUACAUCGCGUCCAUGCCCUCGGAUGGGGGACUGGGUGUCUCUCCUGACUCGUCGCAGUGGGAUCUUGUCGAGUCUAUCAUGGCUCUGCACGACAAGGAGUUCAAUGAGCACUGGGUGCAUGCAUGGACGCACAGCCGAUAUGUCUCCGUCAAGCAGGAGCACCUGCGGGAGCAGUUCGGCGACUCCGUUGCGCUCUAUUUCUCAUUCCUCAACUCGUAUACACAGGCGCUUGUGUUCCCUGCGGCGCUGGGCGUGUUCUAUUUCUUCUUCGGCACUCCUUAUUCGCCGGUGUACUCGGUGCUUUUGGUUCUGUGGUCAGUGGUAUUCGUCGAGUGGUGGCGCAUACGGGAACGGAUCCUGUCGCUGCGGUUUGGGACGCGAGGCUCCUUCCGUGUCGAGAAACGAAGAGCGCAGUACAUCGAGGGAAUGCCGUGGUGGAAACACGAGCUACGGAUGGUGGCUGGACUGCCGGUCAUCCUGUUAUUCGCUGGCAUCCUCGCGGCUACUCUCACGGCCAUCUUUGUCUUUGAGGCCUUUGUGACCCAGCUCUACACCGGUCCAGGACACAAAUACAUCUCAUUCAGUCCCACGAUUCUCUUUGCUGCACUCGUCCCGCGCCUCAUUUCUCUGUACCAGAUGAUCAUGACACGUCUCACCAAAUGGGAGAAUCAUGCACACCAGUCCUCGCACGCGGCUUCCCUGACGCUGAAGACAUUCGCGCUCGGUGCACUCGUGUCGUAUCUCGGACUGGCAUUGAGCGCGUUCGUCUACGUGCCUUUUGGUGAAGGCAUCAUGCGUGCCGUGCAAGCCUAUCUCUGGUCGGCAGAAACCGGCGACUUCUCCCCAGCGGCGGAUGCCGCCUCCGGGGCCAAGAACGUGACAAUGACAACGCGAAUGUGGAACAUCGACACAUCGAGUGUCGGCCAGAAACUCAACGCGCGUCGGCUACGGGAUCAGAUGUUUGCGUACACGGUGACCAAUCAGGUGGUCAACACGUUCAUGGAAAUCGGGCUCCCGUUUGUUUUGCGGGGUGUCCAAUCGUUCCGGAAGAAUGGAAAUGGAAAAACAGACAAGGGCAAGAAGCGCGUCGUUUUCGAGGACGAACAGGAGAAAGGAGGGCAAGAGGAGAGGGAUCUUCUCGAACAAGUGCGGCAGCAGGUGGAGCUGCCGGAGUACGGGACGUUCGAAGAUUACAGUGAGAUGGUGACCCAAUUUGGCUACGUCGCAUUGUGGUCUACGAUCUGGCCGCUUGCCCCAGUCAUGGCGCUUGUGAACAAUUUCUUCGAGCUCCGUUCGGACGCGUUCAAGAUCACAGUCCAUAAUCGUCGCCCACUUCCUGCAAGGACAGACACGAUCGGACCCUGGCUGGACACACUGUCGUUUUUGACGUGGCUCGGUGCUUUGACGAACUCGGCGCUGGUCUAUCUCUUCUGUCCGCGCUCCCAGAACCACUGCCACGCUAUCUCAGCUUCCCCGAACACACUGGAUCGUGUGCAUCAGCAUAUCAUGUCGGCGGCCGGGGUUCCUGGUGUUGAGAGCGGGUCGACAGGCGGCUCUGCGGCGACACGCGAGCUACUCGGCACGGCCCUUCUGAUUGCUCUGGCCGCAUCUCAUGGCUACAUCCUGGUCCGGGCCAUCGUCCGCCGGCUCAUGGAGAAGGCGAUGUGGAAUGCCAGCUCUGAUGUUCGGCGGAUGGAAAGCGAGGAGCGGGAAGUGAAAGCGAGAUUCCUUGCCGCCGUCUCGUUCAAAGAAAACGAACUAGCUGACACUUCGGGAGAACUCGACGUGUUUUGGGAGAACGAUGAAGGGCUACAGGAGAUCCAGCGUAUCACCAAAUCGGCCUAAGUAAUCAUGCAUGCACCUUUAAUUAUAAUCUUCUGAUACGAACUUUGUUGUGUGUGCUAGACUUGUGUACCUCGUAAUGAUAAUUUGGAGACCUCAGUCAGUCACUGUGCAAGUCUCGAGACGAGUCACUCUGUCUGCUUCCGUCGCUCAACUCGAAACAAUGCAAAGGGUCAUGAGGGAACAGGCGCCAAAGGCCACAAUCAAAGCAAGGCCCUCUGCUGAUCCAGAUCGGGAAACGGGGAGCACUUCAUUGUUUCGACGGUCCUCAUUGUCAUGCUAUAUAAGUAGAGAAAUGACCUUUGCACGACCACCUAGUUCUUCAUCUUGAUUCGAUGGAAGAGCAGACUGCUUACCCAGGGACGGACGGGCGAGCUUCGUUUCGCAACUGGGAGUUUGCGCAGGCAUCUUACGCGCAUGUCUCCAACUCAAGACGCGACAGGAACCUCCAAGGCAAUCAGUGGCAACACUUGAAUGACAUCGAAGUGUUUGAAGGGGAUCCGGUCCAUUUGGCCGCAUCAGCAUCAGACGCGCCGUGCGAGACGAUCGCGGCUUUUAGGACCUCUAUGAGCUGGGAGGAGUUGGAGACAGCUGUCGGUUGGGAAAGGGUACACUCGAGUAGAGCCAAGUCUGCCGAUGUAGACGAGGAGGAAAUUACGAGCACCAAAAGUGUUUCAGCCGAUGUCGGCAUAUAUACAGUAUCAGAAACAUCCCGACCGAGUUCUAGAUGUCCGGGCCAAGAUGCUAUCCAAGUGCACGAGUCGGCUGAGCCAGUAAGACCGCCGGAAGAGCAAGCUUCUAGUCCACCUUUUGUGGAAGUUUCGUUCGAUUGGGACGAAUACAUCACCUGGGAAUAGGGUUUGCUCUCUAUAGUAGCUCAAAGGCGUCGUCCUCGAGUGCUGUGGAAUAAUGAUUGACUUACUUGGUCACCCGACGUCGAGUCUGAUCUCUGAUCUCACGUCACUCAAGGGUAUAUAAUUCUUGCUUUGAGAAUGAUGCAUAUUGUACCCUAUUGUACCUGUACUUAACUGUUGAACCAGCCAUUGGUGAUUUACCUAUUUGGGUGAAGAAGUGUUGAAUCGAUGAUUGGUAUUGCUUGGCUUUGAGCUAUGUCACUGGAUCGGAGUCAUCAGACCGAAUCAGUUCCUCCGUCCCAGUCUCUUUCUAUCACUGCAACGUCAACUUCCAAGGUCCUCACAGAAUGCCCGACGCGCUUUUGUUACCGCCUCCCAUCCACGCGAUACCCAUGUUCCGCCACGAUUCUACAGCAAGCGCCGAGUCCACGCUGGAGUCGCCGCUCCUCACGCCUACGGACGAACGCGAUAUGUCUCUCGACUCGCUGGGCGAUAGAUUCGCAAGUUUGGAUCUGUCGGACGGCGUCGCGAUCUCGGGAGCCCCCAAUCGUACGCCAAGACGACUGAGCCUCACCCGCCAGUUCUCAAAAGCCUUGGACGACGCAAACAAGAGUACGUCGCCCAACGGAAUGUCUUUCAAGCCCAAGUCGAAUGUUCUCGAGCCAAUUCUUCUUGGUAGUCCGCUCAGGAGCAGAGAGGCCCGGAACGUUCAGAUGCCGCCAUCGCAAUCGAACGCUUUUGACGAGCCGUGCGAGCCUCUCAAUGAAGGCAAGGAGACUCUCCCUACGCGCAUAAUCGAAUUUCAAGUCCAAUCUUCCCGACGAUACAACGACGAGAACCAGCAACCUGAUUUACAAUCUGUCGGUGAAUCAUCUUGCAUAGCAGUGGCGACUGACGGGGCUUUGAAGACACCCGUCGUUCGAGUCCCCCCGCGUAACGACGUUUUCUUUUCCGUACCGGGCCCCACUGUGGUCACGCCAGACGGCCAUCCCACGGACGAGAUUGAGUUCACCCCUCGAGCGCACUCUACUCUACGCCUCAGACGGGGCUUCCAUGAAAUUGACGAUGACGUCACAAAAGUAGAAACCGAGUUCAACGAUCUGGAAACGAAACUGCCUGAAGACCACCCUAUCGACAUCAUUGCUUCCGCUGCGACUGCCUCCGGAGACGCUCUGGAGAUCGAGAAUCCUGAAGCGAUCAACGAAAACGAUGCUGAUGUUCAAGAAGAACUUAUAGAAGAGUCCAUCUUUGCUCAACUCUCUCCACUCUUCCCAUUGCAAGCUGCCUUCUUUCCGCUCUGGUGUGUCUGCGUUGGGGCUGCCAUACUUCUUGCUCCGGAACAUCUGACUGCGAUUGCCUUCCCUUCUUCUGUCCGAUCCACUGCUGAUUCUUCUGUCAUCAAGUCUGUUCAAUCUCUGUGCACGGCUCUGUUUCCAUACGCAGCUCCUUCGACCCGGAUCCGCGCUUUGGCUCACUGGGCUUCGGUUGCCCAUCUCCAUGUCUGGAUCUUCUUGACUGCUUUGGCGGCAAUCGGGUUCCUGUAUCCGCCGGCUGGGACAUUGCUCGCCGCGCUUUCGACUGCCCAAUUCUGGCAAGCAUGGGGUGAUUUCAAGGUCGACGACGACUGCGCGGAGCUGGGUGCGGAUAUGCGACAGAUGCUGUACCAGAUUCUGCUCACCCCGGAGUCGGGAUUCCGCGAUGGCGACGUUCUCAAGCGUCAAGGCGGCCACUAUGUGAGAGAGCGUGCGCCCAAAGUGGAGACACGGGCUGAAAUUCUCGCGGCGGGGGGACUGAAUGAGGAAUACGAAUCUGAGGAUGAAAUGUGA